Molecule: messenger RNA, 749 nt
Organism: Manis javanica (Malayan pangolin)
Lineage: Eukaryota; Metazoa; Chordata; Mammalia; Pholidota; Manidae
Gene: RPL18
Product: ribosomal protein L18
Biological process (GO): translation
Cellular component (GO): ribosome; cytosolic large ribosomal subunit
Molecular function (GO): RNA binding; structural constituent of ribosome
Source: RefSeq, a predicted model, not a curated record
CACCAUAGAGAGUCCCGAGUCGCGAUAGAGCGUCGUGUCGCGCCCCUAGACGUCACAUAAGCGCCAUUCGCUGAAGGCUUUCCCCGCCCACCUCAGCUAUGUUCUUUCUUUCCGGACCUGCUUGAUCAGGAGUCGCCAUCAUGGGAGUUGACAUCCGCCACAACAAGGACCGAAAGGUUCGGCGCAAGGAGCCCAAGAGCCAGGACAUCUACCUAAGGCUGUUGGUCAAGUUGUACAGGUUUCUGGCCAGACGAACCAACUCCACCUUCAACCAAGUUGUGCUGAAGAGGUUGUUCAUGAGUCGCACCAACAGGCCACCUCUGUCCCUUUCCCGGAUGAUCCGGAAGAUGAAGCUUCCUGGCCGGGAAGGCAAAACAGCUGUGGUUGUAGGGACCAUAACUGAUGAUGUGCGCAUCCAGGAGGUGCCCAAGCUGAAGGUGUGCGCACUACGUGUGAGCAGCCGUGCUCGGAGCCGCAUCCUCAAGGCAGGAGGCAAGAUCCUCACCUUCGACCAGCUGGCCUUGGACUCCCCCAAGGGCUGUGGCACCGUCCUGCUCUCUGGUCCUCGAAAGGGCCGAGAGGUGUACAGGCAUUUCGGCAAGGCCCCAGGAACCCCUCACAGCCACACCAAACCCUAUGUGCGCUCCAAGGGCCGGAAGUUCGAGCGCGCCAGAGGCCGUCGGGCCAGCCGAGGCUACAAAAACUAACCCCAGAUCCUUUCUUGCUAUUAAAAGAUUUUUGGAUGCUGA